AUGAAUUUAUUAAAAACUAUAACAGUAUUUAGUGUCUUAGUGUUUCGAGUAAAUGCUGGAUUCGAACAUCAGCAGCAAAAUGUUGGUGGUUAUGAACAAGGAGCUCAGCAACAUUUUGAAGGAUACGGUCAAAGCGGUGGUGGACAACAGCAAGAAAAUUACGGACAACACAACUCUGGCGGAUAUGAACAAAGCGGUUACGGACAAAAUGCUGGAGGUUACGGACAACAUAAUUUUGGUGGAUUUGAACAUGGACAACAAGAUGCUGGAGCUUACGGACAACACAACUUUGGACAAAAUCAAAUCCAACACACAGUCGAAGUAACCAAACACGUCCCGGUACCAGUUUACCGACACGAAACCGUUGAAAUUCCUCAUUCGGUGCCGGUACCAGUACCGAAACCUGUGGCAGUGCCAGUUGCUCAACCCUACCCGAUUCACAUUAAAGUGCCCCAUCCUGUUGCGGUGCCUGUUAUUAAAACGAUUACUGUUCCAAUUGAGAAACCCGUGCCCUAUAAAGUAGAGAAGAUUGUUCAUUAUCAUGUCGAGCAACCGGUGCCCGUUCCGGUAGAAAAACACGUUCCAGUAAGGAUCAGCAGGCCUGUACCAGUUAAAGUUCCAGUGUAUAAGGUUGUUUACCAUCACGAUAAAUACCAUCAUUAG
Ceutorhynchus assimilis (cabbage seed weevil) is the source of this 663-nucleotide messenger RNA. The record is from the annotation of a GenBank genome assembly. NCBI's taxonomy places the organism in Eukaryota, Metazoa, Arthropoda, Insecta, Coleoptera, Curculionidae.